Trichogramma pretiosum is the source of this 1033-nucleotide messenger RNA. RefSeq names its product ATP synthase subunit b, mitochondrial (gene ATPsynB). The record is from RefSeq and is a predicted model, not a curated record. The transcript is spliced from 3 exons. Gene Ontology annotation, molecular function: proton transmembrane transporter activity. Lineage: Eukaryota; Metazoa; Arthropoda; Insecta; Hymenoptera; Trichogrammatidae. Gene Ontology annotation, biological process: proton motive force-driven ATP synthesis. The coding region runs from base 190 to 903 and encodes 237 amino acids.
GAGAACAGAACCUACAAGUUAUCUAACUUGGCAGGCUGAUUUUCUGUUAAACUGCAAUUCUUUGCGUUUUCAGACGGAAAAAAUUGUAGAUUAGUCGAAUUUAGCGAAUUAAUCGAAUCAAUCAUAAGGCACGAUCUUAUUAUAUAAGAAAUCACAUUGCCGCGGGUGCAUCAAAAUUAGGGAGCCAAAAUGUUGUCCAUGAACUUGAUUAAAAGAGGUAUCUUUGCCCCCAAUUUGCGCUUUUUGGCAACAACGAAUGUCACCUCGAAUAACAGCAACAGGCGUCCUCGUCCUGAACAUCCAUCUCCAGUGAGGCAUGGAUUUAUUCCAGAAGAAUGGUUUACUUUCUUCUAUCCUAAAACUGGAGUAACAGGUCCAUACGUAUUCGGAGGAGCUCUUUCAACAUACUUGAUUUCGAAAGAAAUUUACGUAUUAGAACACGAAUUUUACAGUGGAUUAUCACUCGCCGCAGUACUGAUCGUUUUAGUUAAGAAACUUGGUCCCGGCGUAGCUGCAUAUUUAGAUAAAGGUAUUGAUGAAUACGAGAAGGGAUGGGAGUCGUCAAGAACCGAUCAAAUCAAGAGUUUGGAGACAGCAGUUGAACACGAGAAGAAAGAACAAUGGCGAACAGACGGACAGAAGAUGAUUAUGGAAAUCAAAAAGGAAAACAUCCAUAUGCAAUUGGAGGCAGCAUACAGAGAACGUCUCAGCCAUGUGUAUCAAGAAGUCAAGAAACGCUUAGACUAUCAAGUUCAUUUGCAAGACAUUGAGAGGAAAUUAGCUCAAAAGCACAUGGCUACAUGGAUCGUUGAUAAUGUUAAGAAAUCAUUCACUCCUGAACAAGAACAAAUCGUUCUCAACCGAUGCAUUAGCGAUUUACAAAGUUUAGUACAGAAGGCUUGAAUUCAUGGUAAAUUAGAUGCCAUUUAAUUACUAUUUAAAUGAUUAUAUGUUUAUUUGUCUCAAUAUAAUUGUUGAAGAAUGGCAUUCAAAUUCUAGAAAUUGAAAUAAAAGAAACUCAAACGUAAAUAAA